Linepithema humile (Argentine ant) is the source of this 6932-nucleotide messenger RNA. RefSeq names its product Strabismus domain-containing protein Vang (gene Vang). The record is from RefSeq and is a predicted model, not a curated record. Gene Ontology annotation, cellular component: plasma membrane. NCBI's taxonomy places the organism in Eukaryota, Metazoa, Arthropoda, Insecta, Hymenoptera, Formicidae. Gene Ontology annotation, biological process: establishment of planar polarity; multicellular organism development; Wnt signaling pathway, planar cell polarity pathway.
CAGUGUAGCUAAAACGAACAAGCCCUUUGUAUGAUACACAAGCGAUGCCCUGAUCAGGAUAGAAUUUCCCUAGAGACUAGAGACGCCGCAGUGUUUUCAAUUCAGUGAAUCGCUGCAAUUACUACGGAAUGUGGUAGCCCGGCUGGUUGGAGCCGGACGGAGGGGGUGGGAAUAAUAAAACGUUAGGCGUGUCGGCGUCUGUUUUUUACGCGUACAACGUUAUUUUACCGAUCACGGUGCCGAUCUCGCUUCUCGCAUACAUCGGUACCCACUUUCCCGGUGGAUCGGCUCCGAUCGGAGCGGAAUGUCAAGGGUGCACGUGGUGAUUGCAACGCCGCGACGUUCCAGGGAUGCUUGGAUCGUCGCAUCCGCGACGAUAGCAUAGCAUAACACGACGAGACAGUGGAUAUCACUGAGGCGACAGAUCGCGUCGUGUUGCAUAUACAUGUUCUCGUCGUUCGUCCGCGUGCGACAGUGGGUAUGCUCUUAUGGGGUAGCGAGCGGGCGGUAGCCUUUGCCGUGGAAUGGAGACGGAGAGCGUAAAGUCUGGGGCUAGCGAGCAUAGCCAUAGCCACCACAGUAGGAGCUCCCAGAAGCAUCAUCGGUCCCACAGCUCGAAGCAGCACCACCGACAACAUUCUCAUCGUACUGCCAGGAGCAAUCGAAAUCAAAGGAAAGAAAGGCCAAAUUUGGACAUUAACGAAAUGGCUCCAUUUCAAACAACUGUGAAUGUGCGGAGAGACAGUGUAGAUAAUUUAGGCCAAGAAGUGAUUGAGGUGCAGAUACUGCCGCAGGAUGAGAAUUGGGGAGAAAAUACCACUGCCGUCACUGGCAAUACCUCUGACAGAUCAGAAUCGACUGAAGAUGUAAGCCAUUGGCCAAACGAGACCGAAGGCACAUUUGGCUAUGGCUGCAAUCGCUAUGUUGCUUCAAUUGUGGCCAUAAUACUUGGAACAAGCGCCUUUCUUAGUCCUAUAGCCAUGGUUAUCUUGCCUAAACUGGGAUUCUUUCCCGACUCAAUAACAGUAUUGACGAUGCAGCAGAAGCUACAGCUAUUGUCAUGCAACGCCGAAUGCAAAGGCCAACUGCUGGGAUUAGCCUUCAAACUGGUGCUACUGGGCAUCGGCAGCUGGGGAGUAUUCCUGCGUCCUCGAACAGCUACCAUGCCACGUAUAUUUUUAUUCAGGGCAGGGGUGCUGCUGCUUACCACACUGUGCAUUUGUACUUAUUGGCUUUUUUACGUUGUACAGGUCACUGAGAGUGCUAAGACUGCUGCCAAUGGCGAAAUAACAGAGUACAAAAGUUUAGUAAAUUACGCGGGUACCCUUGCAGAUACGCUGCUGUUUAUACAUUAUGUCGCUGUGCUCCUUAUUGAAGUUCGUCAUUUACAGCCUACAUUCUACAUUAAGGUCGUUAGAUCACCAGACGGUGAAUCCAGGUCUUACGCAAUCGGUCAAUUAUCAAUACAGAGAGCAGCUGUGUGGGUUUUAGAGAGGUACUAUACGGAGUUUCCGAUCUAUAACCCAUAUUUGGAAAGAUUACCGGUUUCUAAAUCAGGUAGGAAACAGUCGAGCUUUAAGUUCUACGAGGUCGACGGUGGAGUGACCAGUGCCGUGCAAUCACGCGGCGGUAGCGGCGACCGGGCGGUUCUGGCGGCGCAAGCGCGUCGUCGCGACUCCAGCCACAACGAGCGCUUCUACGAGGAGCACGAUUACGAGCGACGUGUGCGGAAACGCCGCGCCAGACUAAUCACUGCCGCCGAAGAGGCAUUCGCGCACAUCAAACGCUUGCAUUCCGAGGUGGAGUCCACGCCGAAUCCGGGACCGAUGGAUCCCAUGGAAGCCGCGCAAGCGGUGUUCCCCUCUAUGGCGAGAGCAUUGCAGAAAUACUUGAGAAUCACCCGGCAACAACCGCGCCACUCCGUAGAAUCCAUUCUGAAUCGUCUGGCUCGGUGUCUGGCUCAGGACGCGGCGCCGCGCGCAUUCUUGGAACCGUUUUUCACCACAAGCCCGGUGCUGUCGAAUGAGAAGGAAAGACAGAAGCGAUCGCAUCAUUGGGCCUUGGUGUGCGAGGGCGAGUUACCCUCACGUCCGAUCGCUAACGGUUGUGAGUUUCAAUUGAGACAGGGUGAGGUGGCACUUCUGUGUACAGCGUACAGGUUACCUCACUUUAAUCUCACCGAACAAUUAGCGCAUCCUAAAUCGAACAAGUUUCUUUUGCGAUUAAAUUCGGAAACCUCUGUCUAAAAUUUUGAAUGCAGGUACACUUUCACAAAAUUUUUAUGAAAUUGGCUGAUAGAGGUUUUUGAAACUUCACUCAACAUUUCUCCCGUUCACUGAGACAUGGAUUGUUGUAAAAUAGCAUAACAAUAACUUGAACUUUCCAACGUGAUAGACUGAAAGAAGCGUAAUGCUUGGAGAAGUAAUUUGACAUUAACUAACGUUCAUGACAUUGUUUUCUUUUUUUAGAAAGAGAACUGCAAAGAUAUUAAUAAUUAAUCUAUAUUCCCGAACGUGCAUUCAAGUAAUUAUUGCGAAGAAAUAAUUAGUUCGUACUGUAAUACGAAAUACUCAGUUUUUUUAUCUUUAAGACAUGCGUACGUAUUUAUUUAUUCCAUUAUAUUACAUAUCAUGAACACAGAAUAUACAGUGUCCCAGACUUACCGUAUCACUCGUUAAUAGCUGAUUCCUGAGAUCAUUUGGAGACGAAAAUCCUAAUUCCAAAAUGUUGAGGCUGCAAUAGUUUUUAAAUAGGGUUUAAAGUUUCUAUCAACUUGUGUCAAAACUUUGCGCACUCAGGGACAUCAUAUGUUGAAAGUGCCCUUAGAUAUUACUUUUAUUAUUCGAUAUUAAUAUAAUUUAAUGAUUUUAUAAACUUAUCUUCUUCAUUACACGGUUAAUAAUUCCGACAAAUAUUGUUAUAACAAUAGCUUAAAAAUGGUUUAGAAUAUUGAGACGUUAGAACGCAAUGCGCAUCGAAAAUGUCAAAACUCUCUCACGUGAAGCAUGUCAUAAAUAAAUAACGUUUCUCAUAUGAUAAAAAUAUAAAAAUCAAUAUUCGUGCCUGAGUGCGCAAAGUUUUGACGCAAGUUGAUUGAAAAACUUUAAACCCUUCCCAUUUAAAGACUAUUGUAGCCUCAACAUUUUGGUGUUAGGAUUUUCGUCUUUAAAUGACUUCAGGAAUCUAUCAUCAUAAUAUGUGAUAUGGUAAAUCUUUAUAUAACCUGUAUACACAGUAUAUACACAUGUCUGAAGAAUAACGAGAUUAAUUUUUUUUUUAAUUUUUUACGUAAACGCUGUCUAUUGACAAUUAGUGACGUUUUGAAGCUCCAUGUUUGUUCUAACAGAUAUCGAUGAGCUGAAACAUAGAUCAUGAAAUAUAGCAAUCAAAGUGGCAAUUCCUUAGUACACCUCGUCUCGAAAUGUGUACAAUAAAACAACGCUAAUAUAAAAUUCUGUUUUAAAAUCUCGGUAAAAACGCGAUGAAAACCUAUGAGAUGUUGAAAUAAAGGAAGAUGGGUAAAAUGGGCGAUUUUGAUCCCCGGAGCGGCAAAUAAAAACGGUAUGUUUUUUUGUAGAGCUGCUGAAUCUGAUUCUGACCUUUAAAAAUUUUUAAUUUGUCGGGAAAGUAUUAAGAUCAGCAUAUAUGAAGCUAAAAUAUCUAUACUCUGUUCAGCGAUAGAAUAUCCACGGUCUGUACAUAGGAGAAGCAUGGCGAGCAAAGUGGGGAGAGCGUUGGCAUUGGCAAGCUGUACGAGCAGUACAGUUUUGUGGAGUGGGGAGUUUUCUAAGCGUUCCGUGAGGGAAAACUUACACCGAACGGACGAGUUUUCGUCCGAUCCGUGGGUGUUCUCUCGCUGGACAGUGUAUAGUACCGUAAAUUAUUAUUGUUGAGCUUUACGAACGUAUUGUGAAUUUGUGAUUUUCUACUAGUAAAACAUGAUAAUACUCUCAUCUCGAAUAGUUCAUGUUCUGCUUGAUAAAAAAAGUAAAAAUUAUUAAUAUCUAAAAGAGGCAUUAUCGAUGGAAAUCAUUUUAAAUCUUGACUACAGCACCUGAGAGCAUUGUUGUUUAUUACUCCUUUUAAGGACUUUCUCUUUUUUACACAUAUUCUUCUGUGUUCUGUUCAUUAAAAAUAUUUUACUAUUGUAUUUUUACUACAAUAGUUAUAGUAUUUUGCCAUUGGAAAUUGUAUGAUUCAUGCAAAACAUAUUUUAAGCAUCAAGAUUUGCUUUGGCCAAAUAAGACCUUCAUUUAUUAAUUUGUAUCGUUAAUAUAUCUGUCGAUUUUUACUUAAUAUUGUUUAUUUCACUAUAAUUUUACAGUUUCAUCAACAUACCAUUCUCACAAUAGCUUCUUAUAUGUUUAAUAGCUUUAUAUGCUGAUCUUAAUACUUUUCCGACAAAUUAAAAAUUUUUAAAGAAUCAGAAUCAGAUUCAGCAGCUCAAAAACUACAAGAAAACAUACCGUUUUUACUUGUCGCUUGGGGAGCCAAAAUUGGCCCAUUUUCCUUUACAGAAACGAUUGUUUCUAUCUCAUACACGAAUUUUUAAGAGUGAUUGUCAACAUUUAAAGACGCAAGGAAAAUCUGUGUGAUGAACAAUUGGGCGAACAUGAUUUUGAUGGAAGAUCUCGUGGAAAGGAUUAAACAUUAGCAGUCGAAUGCUGAUAUUCAGUCAAAAGUGGCAAAAUUUACGAUUCACAAUAUUUUACGUAACGAUUUGAACAAGUGGAAGAUCUGUUUUUGCUUUGUGUCGCAUUUGCUAACAGAGGACUGCGGUCAUACAUAAAUUUGUGACCAAAAAACAAAUAGUAGUGAUUGACAUCUGUACUUGAUUUAAUUUCCUGUGAUUACUUUCUAUUUCAAGAACUAAAUUUCGAAAACACAAGAUCAGUAUUUGAACUUAUAUAGUGUCAAUCCCGUUAUUUUUUAAACAUACUGUAACAAAUAUAUAUGUACCUACUUUGAAAAUAUUAGAGAUAUGCAAAAGUUUCUGUCGUUUGUGUAGAUACUUCUAUAGAUAACGUUAUGAGCUAUUUAAGUUAAAGUAGCGGCAUAUUUUUGUUUUGUUAUUUAAAUGUUAGUCAACCUGCAUAAAAAAUUAUGCCUAACAAGUCAUAUCUAUUGACAUAAUCAUAUUUUUUAUUCGAAAAUGGAAAUCAAUAAAACGCAUAUUUUUUAUUGUAUGCUUUUCUUAUUUAAACAGCACAAAUCAGCUGCUAAAACGACCAAAAUAAUUUGUGAAACGUAUAGUGAAGGGAUAAUAGCCGAAAAUUCGUGUCGCGAGUGAUUUCGACGUUUCAAAAGUGAUUUCGAUUUGAAAGACAAGGAGCGUUCUUCGGAGACAAGAUUCGGCUCAAUUGUAAAUGCGAUUCCUUAAAAAUGAUGGAAACUUUUACAUAUCUCUAAAUUUUUUGUGUGCACGCAUACACACACACACACACACACACACACACACACACACACACACACACACACACACACACACACGCACACACUCGUUUGAAAGAAAAUGUAGGUAGGUUAAAGAGCGCACGAGCAAUGGAAUAUUCAUACUGAUUGUGAGAUAUUUACAUUAAUUAAUAUGCAUUCCCGAAUUUAUGAAUUAUAUUUUUAGUACCUUACAUAUGCUUUAAAACUUAUACGUAUGUGUUCAUAUGCAUAUGCGCACAUAUAGCAGCACAAAACACACGCGAUUUAUAUCUUGCAUUUCACUAUUAAAAAGAAGAUAUGAAACUUGCAUCUUGUUAUCCUGCGCCUUGCAUUGUGACGGUACGCACAGCUAAUACUCGAAUUAUAGUUUUAAUUUUCCUAUGUUAACGUUUUUAUAUCAUUUUUACUUUGAUACAGUAUUUAUAUUAAGUAUACACGAAUGGUAAACUAUAAUUGCUAGAUGAUAGGAACUUCCGAUACAAUCCUCUGUUGAAUUUAUUUUUCUCAAUUUUUUUUCCUAUUAUUAAAUUACUAUUCUAUAUAUUGCGUUGUGAUUAGGUAAGAAUUAUACUCUCUUGAUAAUUUAUAUGUACGCGCAUAAUGUGUGCGCUUAAAUUAAAUAUUUUUUUCGUUUACUCUUAAAUGCUUGCUACUGAAUAAUAUAAAAGAAAAUAUUUCGAAGAAAAUUGGAAAAUAAUUUAUUAUACUAGAGCUAGUCAGAUUUUCUUUAUUCGACAUUUUAUACAGUCUUCCUCUAUAAUUUUUAGUCAUUAUGGGAAUUGCUUGACACAAACAUUUACGAGUAAACCAUCAGAAUAAUUUUAAAUAUGUGACAUGAUUAAUUAUAUACGUGCAUUAUAUACAUAAUAUUAUAAGUUAAUAAUUAAAUCAUUAAUUACAUAUCUUAGCGCAUAUGUGAUUUAAGCGCAUAUUCCAUAUUAUUUGAUCGCGAGAUGAAUACAAAUUUGCGCGUUCUCUGGUAUAUGUAUAUAGUGAACAGAAAUUCUAUAUGAUUAAAUUACAUGUACAUAUUCGUACAAAUCUCUUAUUCGAUAAAUUAAAGAACGAUAGUUUGAAUUAUAAGCCUAAUGGGCCAGAAGAAGCGUGAUUUUUAUAUCGAAUUAAAUUAUUGCAUUUUUUUGUCGCAUUUUAAAAUAAAGUCUCGGUCGUCGUAAUGAAAUUGACAAAUGUAAAAGCGUAAGUUUUCUAAGACGACAUAAAUUUUCAAAGAAAGUAUGCAAUGUGCACAUGCCUUGACUACUUUUUUCACUGAUAUCAUAUGCUUCGCUACGUUUGUGAAUCGUAUAAUCUGUUAAGAUAAAAAUGCUUGGAAAAUACUCGAAACUUUUUUAAUCUGCGUUAGUUUGAGGAAUCUUGAUUUAAGAAAUAUCGGAAUAAGAUUGAAGAUACCGAAAAUAAUUUCUUUAUAACUUGAUAUUAUUAUGAGUAUGCAUUUUUUUACGAAUAGCGCUUGCUAUGGAUGUUUUUCUUUUUUUUUU